Vollenhovia emeryi is the source of this 743-nucleotide messenger RNA. RefSeq lists its product as uncharacterized. The record is from RefSeq and is a predicted model, not a curated record. NCBI's taxonomy places the organism in Eukaryota, Metazoa, Arthropoda, Insecta, Hymenoptera, Formicidae. The coding region runs from base 113 to 424 and encodes 103 amino acids. The transcript is spliced from 2 exons.
AUUCGGCACUUUUACCCCAAAUUUUCAUAGUCGCAGCAUCUUUUCAGAAAAUUUAAUCGCCGUGGAAUUGCGAAAACCCGAAGUGAAAUUCAACAAGCCAAUCUACGUGGGUAUGUGCAUCCUCGACAUAUCCAAGAUCUGCUUGUAUGAAUUUCACCAUGAAUACAUGCUGCCCCUGUACAGUGACAAGUGUAGAAUCAUGUAUACUGAUACCGACAGUCUUAUAUACCACGGCAAGUGCGAGGAUGUAUAUGAGACUGUGAAACGCGAUAUACACAGAUUCGACACGAGCGAUUAUCCGGUUGACAACGCGUAUGGCAUACCGCGUGUAAACAAGAAAGUGCCCGGUCUAAUGAAGGACGAAAACAAUGGCGCGAUCAUGAUGGAAUUCGUGGAACUCAGAGUGAAAAUGUAUGCGUUGUGAGUCGAUGGUAAGAAGGAUACGAAGAAGGCGAAAGGUGUCAAAAGUAAUGUAGUAGCGCGAACAAUAUCUUUUGAUGAUUACACACAUUGUUUGCGAGACGAGAUCGAGAUGACGCGUCAGCAGUCGUGUAUUCGAACUAAACUGCAUCAAGUGUACACUAUAUCCGAGACGAAAAUCGCUCUGAGUCCAUACGACGACAAACGAUACGUCAUGCCUGACUCGACCAACACGUUACCAUGGGGACAUUACCAGAUACCUUUAUAAUAUAUUCACAGUAUUAUUGUACAUUAUAGAAUAGUAAUUAUUACAAGUAUAUGUU